CCCACUGGCAGCGGGGGAGGGGCACUAUUUGGAGGGCCUUUGCUUAACUGGAAAAACGCACCAUUUUUUUCCGUGGGAGAGGUGGUGGUGUGUGGGAAGCGCACCUUGUUGUCUGGGCAGAAGGAAGAUGGAGCAGGUGGAAUGAGGUUGGAGAGGAAGGUCAGGGCCAGGCUUGGACAGGCCAUCACACACCAGGCAAGAAAUUGGGUCUUCCUAUAGGAGGGAACCUGCGUCAAACCUCUUCUCCCAACCGCCUGGUGGAGGGUGGGGCCAGUAAUGUUGCUAAAGGAGACCCCAGUGAGGGACAGGGGGAAGUUGAGGUAAUGCAGGGGGCUCAGGGAGGCUCUGGUGUAAUGUGACCUGGCCGGGGGGCAUCUCAGAGGCAAGUAACUCAGGCUUGCAGUUAGAGUCUGGUGAAACCAGGAUGCUAAGGCAGGUUUGUGGGAGAUGGUUUGUCUGGACCAGGAAGGCGGAGACAGGUGGAGUCAGUGUGGGCUUAGAGCGGGGGCCAAGGGCCCUGGGAUGGAGAUGGGUAGGCCUAGCCAGUGGGCUGCUUUCCUAGAACAGUGGGGCUCCUGCACACAAUGCAGGGCUCCUGUAGCUUGCCUCAGGCCUGUGAAGAGACUGUCACCAGCAAAGUCUCACAUUUAUUCAGCAGACAUUUCUCAGCACCCACCAGGUCCUUGGGGCUGGAGAUCCUGCAGGGAACCAAUCAGUCCUGCCUGGGAGCCUGCACUUAGUGUAACAGGUCCCAGGCUUUGCCACCUCGCUAAAAUCCCUCUGUCCAGCUUGGGGGUAGCCAGGUCUUGAAGCCCCUGGGCAAGAUAGGUUGUGCUAAGUUUCAGGGAGCGACAUGGGGAAAUCCCUGAGAUCCCCCUAAUGGAAUCUGAGUGGGCUGGGGCUACGACUGGUCUGGGCUAUUGGAGGGAGAGGUAGUAGGGGGUAGGGGAGGCGGCGGCCAGGUUGGGGUACAGUGGCCAAGACUUCCGAGGACCUGCUGUGUGCGAGACCUUGGGCACAUGACGCGUGCCUUACUCACACCUGAGGGAAUGGCAGCACAGUCUAGGUGACAUGUCUACCUAGCAAGAGUCAGUCGGCAUUGCAGCUGAGAUCUGAUCCAAAGGUCUGUGCCCUUAACACGUGGGUGACGCUAGAGAGAGAUGAGGUUGGGCACCUGUUGGCCAACAUGAGUAGAAUAAACAAAAAACAAACCUCAGCAGGAGGCGCUGACCUAGCCUGGAGUGGUGUGUGGCUGAGCCUGGAACUAUGCCCUUUGUGAGGCGGCCUAAGAGUCAGGUUCUGGCCUUCUGUGGGGGAGGGGCAGGCAGGAGUCGGCUCAGGGACUUGAGCAGAUGCUUCUCACCAUGCUGGGAGCUCUGUACCCCAGGGCCCGGCUGAACCUCUUCACUCUCUACCUGGUUCUAGCAGCUGGAAUCCUCCGUCCUCAGCCACUGAGGUCUGAACAGUCUGUUCCGGAGGAAUUUUCAGCCCCCCUGGAACUCUCAGAGCCACUUUCUGGCCUGAUGGACGACUAUGGGAUCCGACCCAAGCACCCAUGGCCACGAGGGCCGCGGCCACUCCUCUCCCAGGCCCAGCAGCGCAAGCGGGAUGGGCCAGACAUGGCUGAGUAUUACUACGACACACAGCUGUGAUGCGACCCCCUUAUAA
Condylura cristata (star-nosed mole) is the source of this 1668-nucleotide messenger RNA. RefSeq names its product chromosome unknown open reading frame, human C11orf94 (gene FREY1). The transcript is spliced from 3 exons. Bases 1353 to 1652 code for a protein of 99 amino acids. The record is from RefSeq and is a predicted model, not a curated record. Lineage: Eukaryota; Metazoa; Chordata; Mammalia; Eulipotyphla; Talpidae.